AUGGUACUCUCUUCAGACAUAGUGAUCAUGUCCAUACUAGUCUCCAUGCUCCUCUUCUUCGUCGUAGUCGUCGGAGUAGUAAUCAUCCACGUCUUCAUCACAGCUAGAUCAGUCAGGAGAGCGUUAGUCGACGAUGCCAACAACAACACCACCGCCACCACCGAUCCUCUCCCCGCCCAAACCCACCGCGGAUACAGCCGACCAAGGAUGUCCCAGGCGGACCUCGACAAGCUCCCAUCCUUCAACUACAACGACGACAACGAAUCCAAGAGCACCACCAUCGUUGGAGGCAAAGGGCGUGACAUGGUCGAUCAAUUCGGGGAUUGCGCGGUGUGCCUGGACACCUUCAAGCUAGGGGAGAAAUGCAGGGUGCUGCCACUCUGCAAGCACAGCUUCCACGCCAAGUGCGUCGAUGGCUGGCUGCUGAAGAUCCCCGUCUGUCCAAUCUGCAGGGACAACGUCGCCCUUUCUUCGAGGAGGAUUGAGAGGGAAGAGAUCAGCGGGAGCAGGAGAAACAGCAGCCAAUUCAGUGGCGAGAUGAGCUUGUUCUGUGGGAGCAUUGCUACAACUGAGAGCACCAGCAGCAGCCGGUUUAGCGAUGCGAGUUUUGUUACUGUGGUUGGUGGUGGCAGGUUAAGGAGUGUUGAGAAUGGCGAUGUUAUAAUUGAGAUGGUGGAGAGUAAUGGGGAUCAUGUUGAUGUAAUUGAUCGGUCCCUUUCUGGGCCUCCACGUUCUUCUGUGGAUUCCUUGCCCUUGUGA
This is a messenger RNA of Linum tenue, 759 nucleotides long. NCBI's taxonomy places the organism in Eukaryota, Viridiplantae, Streptophyta, Magnoliopsida, Malpighiales, Linaceae. The record is from the annotation of a GenBank genome assembly.